AUGACUUCCUGUCUAGUUUGAGAUGCAGAAUUUCUUCGAUUGUCAAACAUAGCAGCAGAACAGUUAACUGAAAACAGGCGAUGUGAUGAAAAAUACAACGCUGUUAAAAGAUAAUCGAAUGCUUCAUGCUUACAAAAAUGGGACGAACGUGUAUUUUGAAUCGUUAGCAUACUUGAGCUAAUAACCCUUGCUACCCUGGCUUUUGGAAACCUCUGGUCGCUAGAAGCUAGCCACCCUGCACUAGCUAGCUAGCUUUCUCGAAAGCUAAUUUGAAGUGCAGUUAACGCUUUAAAAGUGAUUUUGUAUAAUAACCUUAUGAAUUCCAUUUCGGCUGAGGUGGUGGAGCUUAUCGUUUCAGAAGAGAGUUAUCACGAAGCUGCUAAUUUCUUGCAGCGAUGGAGGAGGUUGACAGAAUUUUGAUUCAUUCGCUCAGACAGGUUGGCACGGAUGUCGGCGAAGAUGUGGAGAGUGUGAAGCAGUUUACCAGCGAACUGAUCGUCGAGGCUGUGGUGCGAUGCCUCCGUGUUAUCGACCCUGCGCUGGGCAGCGGCCUGUCCCAUCUGCUGCCCCCAGGGAUGUCUGCCCGCUUUCGCCUGGGCAUGAGUCUAGCACAGGCCUGUCAGGACCUGGGCUAUAAGGGGGAGAUUGGCUACCAGACGUUUCUCUACAGCAAUGAACCAGAGAUCAGGUCCUUGCUCAUGUUUCUGGUUGAGAGGCUCCCUAGAGAAAGUGCAGAGGCCUCAGAUCAGCCAGCAGGUAAGUCUGUGCUCUUGCAGAAGGCCAUCGCUGAUCAGAUCAAAGCGCAGCUGGCUAUCCCCUGGCUCCCUCCGACCUGUCGAUUGCCUCUCCAGUGCAAAACACAGAGCCGGGGUCCAUGUCACAGGUUUUACUCACAGCCUCUGAGUGUUCCGUAUUCGCUCAGAGUACCCCAGAACAAGCAGCCUAAAGAGGUCAAGGAGUACUACAGGGACUUCUUGCCGGCGGUGACUGCCCAACCUUCCCAGCCAAUCUCAGUGCCUGCCUCCCUGUUGGAGCGCCAUGCCGCCGAACUCAGUGCCGCCCAGGAGUGGGAGCUUGAGUGGAACAGCCAGGGUCUCCUGUCCCGACUGACCCCCGAGGAAUAUCGCUCUCGGAAGAGAACCCGCCUGCAGCGGAGGAUUGAGGAGCAGCUCCGAGUGGCCGCUCAGCCACGGGCCGACUCCCAGGGUGCUCAGCGCUCGACCUCCGACCUCGCCGAGCUGCUGCAGUCGUUUGGCGGCGCGUCGGCGGGAGGAGACGUUCUCACGAAGGGCACGCGCUUCACCCACACAGAGAAAUUCACCUUCACACAGGAGCCUGAGAAGAGUGUCCAGCAGAUGGCAGCAGCGGCCAGCUCCCUGCCCAGCUCGCGCCAGUCGGAGGAGGACCUGCGGGCGCAGCAGCAGGAGGAGAUCGCCGCCCUCCAGCAGCAACUGCACCAGCUCUCCGUACAGAUGGAGGAAGUGGGCGGAGACAUGAGGCAGCUAGCCACGUCCAUCAACCAGGUGACAGAAGAGCUGAAGGAACUCGAGAAGAGCAACUCUGGGAAGGAGGAUUUGGUAAAAGUGAAGAAACAGACGAUCGAUCUCCUGCCAGAUGGUCAGAACAAUCUUGUCAAAUUGCAGAGCCUGGUAGAUGCGAGCGUUAAGAGGCUGGAGAGUCUGAAGGCUCAAUGGGAGAAGCACAAAGCCCCUCUCCUGGAGGAACAGCGCAGGCUGAAUGAGCUCUGCAGCGAUCAAGAGGUGGAAUCUUCUAAAAUGUUGGUUGAAAUCAAAGAGCUUCAUGAAAAAAUCCGUCAAUCUGCCGAAGAGGCAAAGAAGAAGGAAGCACUUUACAAACAGUUGCUAACAGAAUAUGAAAAAUUGCCAAAAGAUGUCUCGAGGUCUGCAUACACUAUGAGAAUUCUGGAGAUUGUUGGCAACAUUAAGAAACAAAAAGAGGAAAUCACUAAGAUUUUGUCUGACACUAAGGAGUUGCAGAAAGAGAUUAACAAUCUGACUGGGAAGCUGGACCGUACGUUUGCCGUGACAGAUGAGUUGGUUUUCAAGGAUGCUAAGAAAGACGAGUCUGUCCGCAAGUCUUACAAAUAUUUGGCAGCCUUACAUGAGAACUGUACACAACUCAUUCAAACAAUUGAGGACACAGGCACCAUCAUGAGAGAGAUCAGAGAUCUGGAGGAACAGAUCGAAACGGAGAACAGCAAAAAGACCAUCACCAACCUGGAGAAGAUCCUGGAGGACUACAAGGCCAUUCGGCAGGAGAACUCCACUCUUGCAGCCAAAAUGAAGGAGGCCUGAUCUCCUUGACCACCCACCACAGUGCCCUUUGAGGAGGCUGCCAAACGGAGCAGGGUGACCGCGGCGACGGCGUGUACCACGGGGGGACACACACACACCGCCACCGGAGGAGGGGAGAGGAGAGGAGAGGAGAGAUGCGAAGAAGCAUUCACUAUCUGCACUUACCAGCCACCCCUCAUCAACCUCAUUGCUUCUCCUGUCCAAGCACAUACUGUGCACACUGUGCUUUUGACCACAGUGUGCGCACAAAGGAGAUUGUUUUUUUUUUCUUUUGAACUGAUAGAACUGUUUUUCUUUUGUUUUUGUUUUUUUAAGGGCACAAACUUGAGGCAAUAUAAUGCUGGCAAUUUGAAUGAGAUGUCCAGUUGGUUCUGAUUUUGGUUGACAGACCUGGCAGAGACUGCUUUUGCAUCAAACGUAAUCAUUUGAUUGAUUGUCUACAUCUCUUAUGAUCGAUUUUUGUUUUGUUCCAUAUUUAUCAAAUCGGCUCAUUAACAGCGAGAAUGGAAGAAUAAACUAAAACAGAUGAUGUUAAACUAAGUCGGCAGACUCAUGAAAAAUUAAUUAUGAUUUUACUUGAAUGAAAGAAAAGAAAUCUUAACAGACGGUUUGAUCGUGGGGACCUUUUGUAGGUAGCUGUUGGAUCUAUAUGUUCUUGACUAAUCAGCGUUUUGAAUGUCAACAUGCAGAACUUCCAGCUGCCAUGCUGCCUGUUGACAGUUCACAAUGCCUUAGACUGGAAAGGUACAAUGUGAAGACUUAUGGUGCAAGUAAUGCUACACAGUCUUUGUACUCUGAACUGGUCAACUGCAAAAUAGACUACAGUGUGAAUGUCUGGGGAAACUUGUUAUUCCUGUUUUGUAAUCUUCAUGUUAAGUGACUCCGUCUGCCUCUGUUCUAUCGAAGAACAGGCUAUAUCAAUGGGAAGAACAUUCAUGUUGAGAAUUGCUGGAGCCUGUGCCAAGAUUCACUUAUUGUAUGCAUUUCCAAAUUGUGAAAAUGGAAGAUAAUUCUAGAAUUCCAACAUUAAUACCAGAAAGCCCCUAAAAAUACACAUUUUACAUCUUACCUCCAUGUGUCCAUCUGAUAAUUAAACUGUAGCCUAAACAACAGCAGGCUCAUUGAAACAUA
Messenger RNA from Sardina pilchardus (European sardine), 3446 nucleotides. It is a transcript of the gene ccdc22, whose product is annotated as coiled-coil domain containing 22. Lineage: Eukaryota; Metazoa; Chordata; Actinopteri; Clupeiformes; Clupeidae. The record is from RefSeq and is a predicted model, not a curated record. Gene Ontology annotation, biological process: positive regulation of ubiquitin-dependent protein catabolic process. Gene Ontology annotation, molecular function: cullin family protein binding. The coding region runs from base 396 to 2315 and encodes 639 amino acids. The transcript is spliced from 16 exons.